UGAGCAGUUUGUUAAUCCCAGAGUUAAUCUCUUUGGUUACGGUGAGAGGAGGUGGAAUGUACUCGGUGGAUAAUGUGGAAAAGUUUAUUUAAAAGGAAGUGGCAGACUUCACUGUCAUUGCUUGAGGAAAUAUUGAAGUCAUUUGGGGCUUCCGGCAGCACAGUGGCAGCGGUUCUCAAAACAUAGACUGCUAUGGUCGCAAUGGGUUUCCUUUCUUACUUAGUCCUGUGUUGUGUGUUGGGUGUGACGCUAGGUCAAAGUGACACCGGCGGGUUCGUGUGUCCGAAAGAAGGUCUCUACGUUAACCCGUAUGACUGUGGGAGUUACUACCAGUGCGCUACUGGCCUUAGUUCUCCUUACGUCAUGCACUGCGCUCCAGGCAGCUAUUUUGAUGAGGACUUGGGCAACUGCGUCGCUAUGAAUGACGUCAAAUGCAACGGCAGGCCCUCCAAAGAUUCUUCUGGCAUCCAGUCGGUAUCUACCCGCCAGACCAACAUUCAAUUUCCCAACACAAAUCUUGGCAAGAGUGUGACCCUAAGAUUAAACAGCCGACAAAAUGGCCCUUUGCUUCGAAGUGACCAGUGCGCAGAGAUAGGGCGUCAGUUGACCCGGUACCUCAAGACCCUGGUCAGCACCUAUGAACCAUCGUGUACAGUCAAUUCAGCCUGCCAACAGAACUUGCCGUUUUUCAAAGUUGAGUGUCAGACUACAACCGGACGAGUUAUUGUCUAGAAAACGCAAUGUGUGUGUGUGUUUGAGAGAGAGAGAGAGAGAGAGAGAGAGUAUGUGUGUACUGAUUGUGUACUUUAGGCUAGGCGUACAAUGAACCAUGACAGCGACAAUUAUGCCAAACGUACAAACAGAAAUGAAAAGAAUUUUAAAUGGCGAUGAUCAAUUAUUAAAGACGAUUUGCAUCCGUCUUUUAAAUGUUACAUGUCCUUUAAACGACGGAAGUUCCUUCCGUAAACGAAGACAUUCAGUUGUUACGUCAUCUUUCGUAUUGAUAUUUUUUUUCCCUGGCUAAUUCAACCGUUUCGCGUUCUAGUGACACUUGGGAAGAAAGAGUUAUUUGUUCUAAAAUAUAGAUUAUGAAAUUCGAUUUUAGUGCACUCAAAGCAAUAAAAUAAAAUAUAGUGGCGAAACCUUACAAUUCUGAAAAAGAGACAAAACUAGGAUUCCGUAAAGGAUCAAGCAAUCAGAACAGUUCGCAUGAUGUAACAAUGAACAAAAACAUAGACAAAAGCAGUAUAAAACAAAACAUGUCUCUAGACGGAAAACAAUAAUUUUGAGGCUUUUUUUUCCUUUCUAAAUCUGAUCCUGUGGAGUCUCUUAACACCAUAGAUACCACGGUAUUAAAGCAUUUUCUUUAUACAUUGUUUACACACUGUGGUCUAAGUCAGUUGGGUUAAAGAUCUCUGUGGAAAUCCCUGAUGCACAACUGCGGUCACGGGUUGGGUAUAUGUAAUCACCAGGCGCUACGGCACUUUCACCCUUCUUUAUGCUACUGUCUGUUACCUGCAAUCCGGGACACUUCUUAUAUGCUCUCUCCAACUCUCCAUGUGCAUUUAUCCAGUGCCACUUUUUCCUGUGCUAAAUUCAUUUAACUGUAUUUAUCAUUUAGUUGGUUGUAGUAGCUAAGAACAGAGUGUGUGCCUAUCUCUACCACAAGUGUGUAGUGUUGAUAUAAUAAAUUAAAAAUUAAAAAAUUAUAGUUGAUUUAUGCAAAAUAAAAGGUAAUUUAAUUAUCAAUA
Molecule: messenger RNA, 1751 nt
Organism: Biomphalaria glabrata
Lineage: Eukaryota; Metazoa; Mollusca; Gastropoda; Planorbidae
Exons: 6
Coding region: 193-732 (179 amino acids)
Cellular component (GO): extracellular region
Molecular function (GO): chitin binding
Source: RefSeq, a predicted model, not a curated record